This is a messenger RNA of Synchiropus splendidus (mandarinfish), 1250 nucleotides long. Its product is annotated as methyltransferase-like 26. The record is from RefSeq and is a predicted model, not a curated record. The transcript is spliced from 7 exons. NCBI's taxonomy places the organism in Eukaryota, Metazoa, Chordata, Actinopteri, Syngnathiformes, Callionymidae. Bases 145 to 858 code for a protein of 237 amino acids.
CGAACGCGGAAGUGGCACGACAACACUCCAGGCCCGUGUUGCGUUCACAGUCACCGUAGCGUUCUAGAAAGUCACGCUGUGGUGGAGAGCUACCGCGAACUUUACCGUUUCGCCCGACGGUGUUUCCCGUGGCUGUUUGGCAAGAUGCUAAACGCUCCUGCGGCGGAGAGGAACAAGGAGCCGAUCCUGUCGGUGUUGCGCGGGUGCGUGGACGGUCGGAGAGCCCUGCGGGCGCUGGAGAUCUCCUCCGGGACCGGACAACACGUCGUGCACUUCGCCCGGGCUCUGCCCAACAUCACCUGGCAGCCGUCCGAGUUUGACCUGCAGUCUCUGUCCAGGCUUUUUGAAAGGAUCCCGAGAUUAUUACAACCUGUGCCCCUUUACCUGGACACACAGUCCUUUCCAAAGCGGCCACAAAGCCGAACAUUCUGUAUAGAAGCGUACAGAUCCCACCACCAGCUGGAGAACGUGAAGCCCCCGAUUCACCUGGAUGCCUCUCAGUCUCACGAACACUGGGGAGGAAUCCACCCCGAGACCCUGGAUCUGGUCGUCAACAUUAACAUGAUCCACAUCUCAGCGAUGUCCUGCACCGAGGGUUUAUUCAAAGGAGCUGGAGCUCUGCUGAAGCCGCAGGGGCUGCUAUUGACUUACGGGCCCUACGCCGUGAAUGGUCAGAUCACCCCACAGAGUAAUGUGGAUUUUGACUACAGCCUUCGACAAAGGAACUCGGAGUGGGGUCUCCGAGACGUGUCCCUGCUCAGCUCAAUAGCCCAGAGAAAUGGUUUAUUCCUGGAGAGAUGUGUGGACAUGCCAGCGAACAACAAAUGCCUUCUCUUCAGGAAGGAGAGCUUGGUGUGAUUCCAGCCAUUCCUCACCUGGAGACUGAUCACUAUCACUGAAGAAGAGAGGCCUUGGGAUUCCUUCAUUCGCUGCCAAAUGUUUUAAAAUGUUGAAAAUCUUCAUCAAAGUUUCAUGAGUUAAUGUUGUCUAAACCUUCCUUUUUGUUCACGUGACAAUAUUUCUGCGCUUCUGUCUUGAAACGUUUUGAACGACUAAUUCGAUGAAACCAAGAGCGCCAUCUGUUGGCCUCCUGAAAAUGAGGACACUGUUUCUGAAUCUGAGCCGAUACUGGCUACUUGAAUGGCUUUUAUUGGUGAGUAUGGCCAAACAUUUUUGCAAAACUAAAAUCUAAUAGUCAAGAAAGCUUAAGAGUACAACUCUGUGGAAUGCAAGCGUCACAACAGCAGCCC